This is a messenger RNA of Fusarium mangiferae, 1638 nucleotides long. Its product is annotated as putative amino acid transporter. The record is from RefSeq and is a predicted model, not a curated record. Bases 1 to 1638 code for a protein of 545 amino acids. Gene Ontology annotation, cellular component: membrane. Gene Ontology annotation, biological process: amino acid transmembrane transport. Lineage: Eukaryota; Fungi; Ascomycota; Sordariomycetes; Hypocreales; Nectriaceae. Gene Ontology annotation, molecular function: amino acid transmembrane transporter activity. The transcript has 3 exons.
AUGGCGUUCAACCACAAUAAGGAUGAGGAUGUCGUCGCUGGCGAUGGUCCGUCUGAGCAUAACUAUGACUCUGGACGCUUGAAUGAUACAGAAGAGGCCGAGUCUAUAGACCCGGAUUCUGGUGUUAAGCGUGGUCUGAAGAAUCGACAUUUGUCUAUGAUGGCUUUGGCCGGUAUCAUCGGACCUGGACUUCUUGUUGGUGCAGGUGGUGCAUUGAAUGUCGGAGGACCAGCUGCAUUGCUCAUUGGAUUUGGUGUUGUCGGUAUCAUUGCCUUUUGUAUUAUGCAGUCCCUCGGCGAGGUGACAACACUAUACCCUGGCGGCGGCUCUUUUAUCUCUCUCGCCGAACGCAUGGUAGACAAGUCCUUCUCUGUCGCCGUGGGAUGGAAUUACUUUGUUAUCUGGGCCGCUGUCCUCGCCAACGAGUACAAUGUCAUCUGCAGUAUUCUCACAUAUUGGGGACCAGUCGUUCCCCUAUGGGGUUACUUCCUCAUCUUCUGGACAGUUUUCAUGGGAUUCCAACUUCUCGGUGUUGAAGCUUUUGGCGAAGCCGAGUUCUGGCUUGCGCUUAUGAAACUCCUCGGAUUAACAGCGUACUUCAUCUUCGCCAUUAUCUACGCCGCCGGUGGUUUGGUCGGUCAGGACGGAUCUGUUGGCUUCAAAUAUUGGAGUGACCCGGGAGCCUUCAACGGAAAUGGCUUCCGCGGUGUUGCGUCUGUCUUCGUUUUCUGCUCGACAUUCUACUCUGGUGUUGAGUCUAUCGCUGUGGCUGCUACUGAAACGAGAAAUCCUGGCGUGGCAGUUCCUCAGGCUAUUCGACAGGUCUUUUGGCGUAUCAUCUUCGUCUACAUGGGAUCAGCUUUCUUCUUCGGAAUCACCUGCCCUGCGAAUGCGGAGGGACUGGUGAACGGAGGUUCCAAGGCCCUGCAGAGUCCCAUGACCAUUGCGAUUCAGAAUGCUGGCUGGCAAGGAGGCGUCCACCUUAUCAACGCCUUCAUUCUCCUUACUUGCCUGUCCGCUAUCAACUCAUCCAUCUACUUUGGCUCUCGAACCGUUUUCUAUAUGGCGCAGUCUGGCAAGGCUCCCAAGAUAUUCGGCUGGACCAACAGUCGAGGUGUUCCAGUCUGGGCAAUUUUCAUCACCAAUGCUGUCGGUUCCAUUUCCAUGAUGAAUGUCUCUACUGGUGCCUCCAAGGCUUAUAGCUAUAUCGUCAACCUAUCCGGUGUCAGUGCUUUCCUUGUCUGGGGCAGCAUCUGCUUUAUCCAUAUCCGCUUCCGUCGAGCUUGGGUUACUCAGGGUCGCAGUCUCGAUGAGCUUCCGUACAAGGCACUCGGCUUCCCAUACCUCGCCUGGUUCGGUCUUGGGGCUUGUAUUUUCUUGGCUUUGGUUCAAGGGUGGACUACAUUAUCACCGUUCAAUGCUGGAAACUUUGUGGAUGCUUAUAUCCUGGUGCCACUAUUUGGUAUCAUCUACGUGUUCUGCAAGCUUUUAUGGCGCGGAAAGGAUCCUCUCAAACGUAGCUGGAGCAUCGAUCUCGAUAGUGGCAGAAGAAAGGAUCUGGAUUACAAGAGUGGCCCCUCAGAGAGGGGUGUCCCUGGCCAAACGCCUUGGUGGAAGAAGGUAUGGGCUUGGUUCUGA